AUGACAACUAUCCUACGUUAUACACCUGAUGAAUUAAUUACACUUUACAAGCCAAGCCCACCUCCCCCAAACAUUGAAAGCUUCGGCCCCGUUAAAUUUACUGGAAAUUUUCAACCUUUGCAAUAUUUUAAACCUCCAAAGAAAAAAUUUUAUCGUGAUUCUCUUGAUCCAGCAAAAGGUCCAAUUCCUGCAUUUAAUCCUGUUCGCGCUAAUAGAUUUUCGCAGAAUUCCCAAUCUCCUCCCCCAAAUUAUUUUCCGAAAAAUUCUUAUCGCUAUCAAAGGAAUGCUAGUAUAUCAGAAAAUGAAGCAGACAAUUCCGAACCUGUUUAUUCUUUUGAGCAUGUUAUCGACCAACCUUCCAGUGGCUCAGAUUUAACAGAACCAGAAUUCCAUCGAACUCCCAAACAAAAUUAUUAUAAUGGACCACAACAACCGCAACAACCACCUCCAAACCAGCCCUAUCAACAGCCUACAAUCUUUAAUCCUCAAUAUCCAAAUCCAGGAUUUUCACCCUAUUACAACCAACAAUAUAUGAACACACCAUACGAUCAACAAAUGUAUCAGAAUCAAGUUUCCUAUCAGCAAUUUCAACUUAUGCAGCAAUUUUUCAUGUUUCAAGCGAUGCAAAAUCAAGUACCACAGAAUCCAAUGGAACAGUUCGAGCAAUUCCAAAAAAUGUACGGAACAAUGCUAAAUUUCCAACUUUUCCAACAAAUGUAUGCAUCAAUGAUUAAUUAUCCACCUGGAUAUGCUCCUCAGUACCAACCAAUGAAUUUCGCACCUCCCCCUCAACAAAAUUAUACUCAAACACCUCCACAGCCAGCACCAGAAACAAAACGUACGCCUCCAAGACAAAAUUUACCACCACAAUUUCAACAUUACGUUCCUUCGCCCCAGAAAUCAGAACAAACAACACCAUCACCUCCACGGAAUACACAGAACUCAUCUUCUUAUCAAUCCCAGAAAACAAAUACAAAAUUCUCUCCGAAAAAAGAACAAAGCGACAACGAUGACUACAGUGACUAUUCAAGCUACUAUUCGGAAGAAUCCGAAGACGAAUAUGAAGAAGUUUUUGCUGCUGUUACUGAAAAAAUACCAGCAUUCGCACCAAAAAAGAGAGAAGACGCUCAGUCUGUUGAAUUGCCCCCUCCAGUAACUAAGCGUCCAAAUCACGACAACAUAAAAUAUUAUAAUACAGAUAAAUAUUCAAAUGCAGAUAAAUAUGCGCCAUAUUACCCUAAAAACAACAAAUAA
Trichomonas vaginalis G3 is the source of this 1254-nucleotide messenger RNA. RefSeq lists its product as uncharacterized. The transcript has a single exon. The coding region runs from base 1 to 1254 and encodes 417 amino acids. Lineage: Eukaryota; Parabasalia; Trichomonadida; Trichomonadidae. The record is from RefSeq and is a predicted model, not a curated record.